Molecule: messenger RNA, 640 nt
Organism: Formica exsecta
Lineage: Eukaryota; Metazoa; Arthropoda; Insecta; Hymenoptera; Formicidae
Gene: Grx5
Product: glutaredoxin-related protein 5, mitochondrial
Exons: 3
Coding region: 134-553 (139 amino acids)
Source: RefSeq, a predicted model, not a curated record
CGCUUUAGAAUCGCGUGUAAAUACGAGACACGAGACAGCUGGCUGACAGUAUGCACAUAACCUUUUUAGGCUACGUAAAUGAAAAAUCUGAGUUAAUCGAUAAAGUGUAUUUUUUAGUGAUAUAAAUUAAAACAUGUUUCGUUUUGGAGCGAGAUGUUCUUUCAUCGUCAGAAAUUUUAGCACGAAGCUCGAUGACAUCGGCAACCUCGUUAAAAAAAAUAAAGUAGUCGUCUUUAUGAAAGGCAUACCAGAAGAACCAAGAUGUGGAUUUAGCAACGCCGUGGUUCAAAUAUUACGAAUGCAUGGUGUUACUUAUGAUGCUCACGAUGUUCUUAAAAAUGAAGAGCUCAGACAAGGCAUAAAAGACUUUUCCAAUUGGCCCACAAUACCUCAGGUAUAUAUAAAUGGUGACUUUGUGGGCGGCUGUGAUAUACUGUUAGAAAUGCACAAAAAUGGUGAGCUUAUUGAGGAAUUAAAGAAAGCUGGUAUUACAAGCGCUCUUUUGGAAAAUGAAGAAUCGACUCAAGGUGGGGUGAACAAAUCUAAAGAAUAAAUUUAACUUAAUUAGUAUGUAAAUAAAUGACUGAAUCUUUUAUUUGGCCAGUUUUUAUUAUAAUAAACAUUUUUUUGUUAAUGUUAA